AUGGGGCAGUAUGAUGGAAAAGCAGUUCUUCUUCUUCUACUGUCCUACAGUCUGCGCUGUUCCUCUGCAGCACCACAGAAGAAGACGCUCAGCUACUGCAUGCCUGUAACGAUGGCGGCCGCCUUGAGGGGAAGCUUAGUAACAUUGGUCAAGGUGAGUCCCUAGAUUAUGUUAACAAGCUUAUUUGAUAAAUACAUACACAUAGAAGGUAGUUUCUGUGGUUGAAGUUGUAUUUUGUAAGACUCCUGCGACACGUUAUGGGAGUGUAAGGAGUCAAGCAGCAGUUUGUCUUGUCGACCACGAGCCUCCAUCAUUAACUCCUGUAAUGAGAUGUCUCUGUAGCCUUCACAUGCUAAAUGACAGGUAAAGGCUUUAGUGGCCCGUCUGCUUUUGACAGCAGGUCAAAUAGUUUCAGUAGAAGCUAUUCUAACGAGUUAAUAAUAAGUCCUAAGAGUACAGCCGUAACUCAUUGUCGUGAACCGUAGAAAAUUGUGCUACAGUCGCUAACCUGACCCUGACACGUUAACUAACCUCCCUGUCCUUAGAGAGCUAUCACUUUACAUGUUUUAUCUGUAUUAUUUGUUAUAACACAAAUGACAUUGGCCUGGCUACAAGUUAACUGUUCCGAAAAGAGCCACUUAGAAAGGGGAAGGUCUGUUUGCCUCCUCGGUCCCUGCGUGUUUGAGAUUAGAUAACAUUGAGUCUUCAUUUAUCUCCUGCUUCCUCUCUUACCAGGUUUUUAACUCUCAUUGGAAGUCAAGGGUACAGUCUGACUGAUCUGGCAGCAGUCCUGAUUUGUGAUUUAGGGGGGGGGAAAUCACAAAUUUCAUGUAUUGAUUUUGUUAAAGAGAAUUUUCAAACUUUCAUAUGAGUAUGUGUACUUAUUCGGUUUGUAAUUGUAGUUAAAAGGAGGGGAUGCUUUGUAUUAUAAAGGGCUCAGUUAUUGAACGUUUUGAAUCAUUCUUUCUCUGUCAAAUCAGCUUUUUUUUUUGCUUAUAUUUAGCAUUUAUCCUUUAUUUAUUCGCAGUUGUAACAAGUAAAUGUUGUGUGUUGGUCAUGUUGAAAAAUGUCUUUGAGUAUAUAAAACCAAUCUAAAAUAUGUUGUUUUUUCUGAAGUCAAACCUGAGACUUUGGGUAAUUGUUUCAGCUUGUGUCCUGGAAAGUCAACUUGUUCAGCCCUUUGAUAAGAGGGAACAAAUGGGGUUGCUCACAGGUCGAACUUUCUUAAUUUUAGGGUUGAUGUUAAUCAUUAUAGCAUCAUCAUAAGGUUAAGAAUCACAGUUAUAGCCAGAGAUAUUACAAACAUGACCAAAACAAUAAAGCAAAAUCCCAGCGAGUAAACAUGUUUAUGUUAUCCAAUGGUCCUGAUAUACCAUGUACUGAUUGUGUCUUUGUUUGUUUUCCAUCCUUAGGGUCUUAGUGGCCCCCGGUGGCAGCAGUUGGCCUCUCGACCACUGAGUGUUACCGCUGGUCUCUGUAGCCCAGAGGCCCCCCCAGCUCGUGCUGAUGCUACUUUCACGGUGACGAUGGUGCCAGGGGACGGAGUGGGACCAGAGCUGAUGACUGCUGUCAAAGAAGUGUUUAAGGUACACUAUAAUGGAAAAGCAAAAGUUAUUUCACUGGUGUAAGUGGAUAGAAAAUGUUCAUUUUUUUAAAUGGAUAGUUUUAUCUGAAGUUGACUUUCUUUUGUCGUGUUUUCAGGCAGGAGAUGUCCCAGUUGAGUUUGAAGAGUUUCACCUGAGCGAGGUACAGAACAUGGCAAGUGAGGAGAAGCUGGAGCAAGUGUUGACCUCUAUGAAGAACAACAAAGUGGCCAUGAAAGGUAGUUUUUAUAUUUUUUUAUAUUUUACGUACAGCAAAUGGACCAUAAAAUAAGAUUAUAACAGGGAUUAGAUAGAGUGUGAUAUAUUUGUUCAUGACAUGUUUGGUUAUUUAGGAAAGAUUCACACACCCAUGGAGUUCAAAGGGGAGCUGGCUUCAUAUGAGAUGAGACUGAGGUAAAUCCAGUGUGUUUACAUACCUUUAUUCUGUUUCUUCCUGUGACAGUUUUUAGCUCACUUAACAUCCUUUCCAUUCCCCAGGCGUAAGCUGGACCUGUUCGCCAAUGUGGUUCAUGUGAACAGCCUGCCAGGCUACAGCACUCGCCACAACAACCUGGACCUGGUGAUCAUUCGUGAACAGACAGAGGGAGAGUACAGCUCUCUGGAGCACGAGGUAAACAACACUCCUCCUCACCGGAGUCAGACCAUGAGAGGAAAAUUGUUUUUUGCUGACAUGGGAAGAUUGCUUGUAAUGAUUUGACCAGCACUAAAUACACGUUUCAGAACAAAGAUGAACCAACUUAAAAUCAACAACUGACAAUUGUGUCUCCUGUUGUAUACAUCGAGUAUUUUGCAAUGUAGAUUGGUCAACACUUAAAAGUGACUAGCAUUAAAAUGUAGCUUGCCCUUCUUCCUCUUUAGAGCGUGUCGGGUGUGAUUGAAUGUUUGAAGAUCAUCACCAGAGAGAAGUCACGACGCAUCGCCAAGUUUGCCUUUGAUUAUGCCACCAAGAAGGGGAGAAACAAGGUGACCGCUGUUCACAAGGCCAACAUCAUGUAAGGAUCUUGAAAAAACAUCCUCAAGGCUUUCUGUCCUCCAGCUUUGAACAAAAACUUGCCAUUAAUUCUUUGGGAGGGUUCACUUGGGUCAUUAUUUGCAUUACAGUUACAGCAUUAAUCGUCCUCAUCCUCCUGUCUCAUUUCAGGAAACUGGGUGAUGGCCUGUUUCUGCAGAGCUGUGCGGAGGUGGCAGAACUUUACCCCAAAAUCAAAUAUGAGAACAUCAUCAUUGAUAACUGUUGCAUGCAGGUAAAUACACCCUCACCUCCAUUCAAUUAAUAAAUGAUAUACUAAUUGUGUUUUGGUUUUUGUUUCCAGUGUAAAUGUUUCAUUGUAUGUGCUUCUUUGUUCCAGCUGGUCCAGAAUCCUUAUCAGUUUGAUGUGCUGGUGAUGCCCAACCUCUACGGUAACAUUAUUGAUAACCUGGCAGCAGGACUGGUUGGAGGAGCAGGAGUUGUUCCUGGAGAAAGCUACAGUUCAGAGUACGCUGUGUUUGAGACUGUAAGUUUCUGCUUUUUAUCAUCUUACUCUAUAUGUGGGUAAAAGGAUCACUCUCUUUUAGUAGCUUGAUUAUUCUAGCCUCAGUCAGUAUAAUAUAAUAUAAAAUAUUUUAAGAUUAAGUAUUCCACUACUUGGUGCACUAGCUUCUCCUUCUUGACAUCUGUCUCUUUUUCUGACCCCCUCAGGGUGCACGCCAUCCCUUUGCACAAGCUGUUGGAAGGAACAUAGCAAAUCCCACAGCCAUGCUGCUUAGUGCUGCGAAUAUGCUCAGGCACUUAAAGUGAGUAAGCCUCUUGAUUCUUGUUCACUAUAUUUAACACAUCCUCUCUCUGCUUUGACUGGUCCAUCACAUACAUGCAUUGAGCUUUAGAAAGCAUCCUGAAGAACCCUGCCUGUCUAAAUGUAGACAUGAUUUAGACAUAUGUACCAGGCAGUUCAGGCCGGCUCUUAAACUUCACUGUAUUGUGUUGCAGUCUGGAAUACCACUCUCAAAUGGUGUCAGAUGCUGUCAAGAGGGUCAUCAAACAGGGAAAGGUAAGUGUUCACCUGCUGUGUGAUGAAGACACAUGACACAACAUGAGCACAUCUAACAACACUAACAGAACUAACGCCAAGAAGGAGGGGUCACUUUCCAUACAGAUAUCAAGAAUUUGAAGCCUGCAGAGCUUACAUACCCUUCUUACGUCAGCCUUUGUUUUAAAUGUAACCAACUGCUCAUAACUUUUGUGGGUCAGUGAUCCUGUUAUCUUAUGUCCUGUUAACAGUAUCAAAAAGCUCCAGAAGCAGGAAGGGAAGAAAAAAUUUAGAUUAAAGGACUUGUAACAGCUUGUUUGAGAGUUUUUCAUUUAAAUUUGUCGGAUACCUGCAGUUACAUCAGAGUACUGUCAUGAUAGCAGUCAUUGACCCACAAAGUCCUACAUCUAACAGUCUGCAAACUGCUGUAUAUGCAUGUACUGUAUGUUAGAGAGCCUUUGGUGACUCGCUUACAUAAACGGGUAGUAUCUAUAAACCAACCUCCUGUUUUUUCUUACUCCCUAUUCUAACCUUUUUAUAAGAUGGUAAAAAUGCAGAAAUACAGUAUGUGCUGUAUUUGCUACCAAGUUAACCAUUUUUUUUCCCACAUGCUUGGAUUAACAGUGUUUUGCGCCUGCUCCAUGUUGACACUAACAUACACAUGACGUCCGUAAAUUUUUACCCAUCGAGCAAGAAGCACGGCCAGCUACGCUGUAUGAUGGCAAAGAAAGUUCUCAAAGGAGGUGAUGUGUCAAAGGCAUAUGUAAAAUAUUAUUUGCCCGCAUGUUGUCUGAAGUGCCUUUCCUUUCCCUCCUCCCUUUCCUUUAAUUUCCUCCUCUCCUUGUACCCCAUUAUCCUGUGUGUGUGCGCGUGUGUGUUCUUUUCUAUUUUGUGUGUGCGUAUCUAUGCUCAUAUCCCAGGUACGGACACGAGACCUUGGCGGUUAUUGUACCACUGGUGACUUUGUGCAGGCUGUUGUGGAAAACCUGCGCCACCGACCUGUUUGCUAAGAUGUUUUUCGUCUCACUCCUCACUGACACAUUCUUCCAUCUGGACGCUGAUCUUAACAUGAAGUGGUCGCAUGUUAAGACUCACCUUUCAUCUCUCUGCCAAGUAAAAAUGUUGUCACACAGUUAUUAAAAACCCUGUCUGUUGCAUUCUAAUUUACAAAGUCUGUACUGGGUUUAUUGAUCCAUCUGGCAGAAUCAUCACUCCUCUGUGCUGUCGUUUACUGAAAUCAUGUGAGGCUUUCUCACCCGUUAUUUUCCCUCAUAGCUACUGUCUAAUCAUUCUUCACUUUUUCACUUUUCCAUUUCCAGUACGCUGUUUUGAUUUAUAUUUUCAAGCAUUAUUCUCCACAUAUUUUCAUUCCAUUGUGCUCGUUGCUGAACUUAACUCUAAAUGUUACAGCCGUGUUGGUCAUACAAGUUACCCCUUUGCUAUUAUACACUCAGAAACCAAACCAGCCAGGAUGCCUUGAUCAACAGAUAACACCAGCUAAUCUGCCUUACCUUCACCACCAACUUCUACUUUUUCUAAAUUUUACACGCCCCAUCACUUACCUCUCAAAGAUCUGACAAUACGCAAAUGUAAAUCACAAUACAGAAUGAUAUCAUUGCUACAUCAUGACUCAUGAAUGUCUCAAUGUAACUUUAUUACAUAUUUAUUAAAGUCUUAAAUAAAACCCAUUUCUGUGCUGAAAGCUUAACUAAAACUUGAAGUUAUUGCUCUGAGUUGCUGCAUGUUAAAGGCAAACCCACCCUAAUGCAAAAUCCAUGUUUCCUGCUUGGAUAUUAAGAACGCAGUUAAUAUUUUAGUGUUCAAAUCUCUGCUGGAUCUGUCAAAGACACAUCCUUCUAAAGACCAAAAAUACUAAGAUGUAACUUUAAGGUGUUCAGACGAAAAUAAAAACUGUGAUGGCACGGGGAAAAUAUUCUGACAGUGUUUGCAAAGCUUUUUCCCUUUUCAUUAUGACUAGUAUUUCAAGAACUCUUCUUUUGGUCAACCUGUCAUCACUCCAUAAACCACCUGCUUAGUUUUUUUGGUCUUAUAAAAACAAGUGACCUGUGUAAACUGAGCUUUUUCUACAUCUUAAAGUAGUGCCAGAAAUGCUGCCUCAUCUCUUCCUUUUUCAUGCUUUUUGUAUCACUUUGCCCCAGUUUUAGAGACUUCACAAGCCAGUUUUUUAUCAUAAAUAAAAGAUAAAGUAAUAUAUUCGUAACUGCACUCGUCUUUUUACUUUUGAUGUCCUUAGAUUUUCAAACUUUUUGGAAAAUAUUCAAGCUUUUUGUUGGUGGUAUAUGAACUCUAACACUCUCUUCUUGAUCGUAGUGUUUGCCCUUGUGUCAUGUUACUCUGGUUGUGUAGUAACUAUUGACUUUGGCGAGGAUGCAUGUUUAAUCUUACUCUUAAUAACGAUCCAAACAGUUUUUUCACUUAAACUCUGUGGGGUUUGUAGAUGUACCUGUACUAAACUUGACUCAUGUCUUUUCAUGAUCACUUUUUAACUAUUUUUUGAAAUUUUUAAUAUUCAUUGAAUUUCAUGUGAGGAAUAAAACUCUGGAUUUGUCAGAGUGCAUUUCUGACUGAUCACACUAUUCUCAAAUGUAUUCUCAAAGUGCAGUUUUUAAAGGCUCUCUAACAUGCAGGCCGUGACACUGUAUGUGGACAUGUGUUGCUGCAGCUGUGAAUACAGUGACAAACUGUCUUUAUGUUUGCAACAGGUGCGCACUUCAGACCUGGGGGGCUAUGCCACAAGCGACGAGUUCACCAGGGCUGUCAUUGCUAACCUGACAGCCUGAGCACUGUAUGUGCAAGUCUGUCAGCUGCUGAAUCGCACACACAGUUUUAUUUACCUCCUGUUAACUGAGUGUACGCUUACAGGAUAUUCCAGCUACAUUUAUUCCAACUCCGAAGCUUUAAAUGUUGAUUGAAUGCACAGCUAUGAUUUCCAUAUACCCUGGUGUAGACUUGAACAUCACACAGUUGCUUAAAUAUCUUCCAUGAAAAGUUUUGUGUUGAACAUGCAGUCUUAUCAAUAGAAACAGAGUUUCCAUGCUGCCCACUGGCUAUUGUUUUUAUUUUUAUUUUCUAUUUUUUUCUGUGGCAAGAGCAUUUCAAAUCUACUGACUGAUAUGUCUGGAACCAAAAGUCAAAAUAUGAUACAUGUAUACCUCCAUUUUAUUUAUUUACUUUUAAAUCUUAAGUUGUUUUGCUUCUUCAUUUAUGAGAGAUAAAUAAUAAAUGAAAUAUAACAUCCUGUGUGCAAAA
Messenger RNA from Xyrichtys novacula (pearly razorfish), 6883 nucleotides. The record is from the annotation of a GenBank genome assembly. NCBI's taxonomy places the organism in Eukaryota, Metazoa, Chordata, Actinopteri, Labriformes, Labridae.